Quercus robur (English oak) is the source of this 1941-nucleotide messenger RNA. RefSeq lists its product as uncharacterized. The record is from RefSeq and is a predicted model, not a curated record. Gene Ontology annotation, molecular function: serine-type exopeptidase activity; dipeptidyl-peptidase activity. NCBI's taxonomy places the organism in Eukaryota, Viridiplantae, Streptophyta, Magnoliopsida, Fagales, Fagaceae. The transcript has 10 exons. Gene Ontology annotation, biological process: proteolysis. Bases 218 to 1738 code for a protein of 506 amino acids.
CUCUUAUCGUUUGAUUCGUUUCCAAGAGACACUUCCAGAUAAAAAUAGUCAAUAGUUCUAUCAUACAAGUUGUCUAUAAUUCAGCCACCUACCCUUACCUUCUUGCCUUAUUACUCUAUACAAAGGCGUGGACUUCUCACUCUUCCUAGCUAAUCUCCUCUCUCCAGUCUUGAUUUAGGACCAUCCAUCCUUCACUCUUUUCCUAUACAACAUAGAAAUGGCAACUGGGUUUGUGUUUCUAUGGUUUUCCUUCUUCACUUUGUUGUCAUUUACAGCUUCAAUGGCCAAAAUCACACCUAGAUUCCCUUCUUCAAUCGUUCGGCCUGAGCAGCUCUCAGCUGCACUUUCUACCAAAAAUCAGCUUUACAAAACCAAGUAUUUCACCCAAAUCCUUGACCACUUCAAUUUCAAUCCCAAGAGCUACCAAACCUUUCAGCAAAGGUAUCUCAUCAAUGACACGUUCUGGGGUGGUGCUCAUAGCAAUGCUCCAAUCUUUGUCUACACGGGAAAUGAAGGAGAUGUUGAAUGGUUUGCUCAGAACACAGGCUUUAUGUUUGAAAAAGCACCCCAUUUCAAAGCCCUUCUUGUUUUCAUCGAGCAUAGGUUCUAUGGUAAAUCCAUUCCAUUUGGGGGUCAUAAAGAUGUGGCUUACAGCAAUACAAGUACACUUGGAUAUCUGAGCUCAACACAGGCGUUGGCAGAUUAUGCCACUGUCAUCACUGAUCUGAAGAAAAAUUUAUCGGCAACCGACUGUCCUGUUGUUGUUUUUGGAGGCUCAUAUGGUGGAAUGCUAGCAGCAUGGUUUAGAUUGAAGUACCCGCAUAUAACUAUUGGAGCCUUGGCAUCUUCUUCACCCAUCCUCAGUUUUGAGAAUAUUACAUCCCCAAAUAGCUUCAACAACAUUGUCACCAAGGACUUCAGGAGUGAAAGCGAGAAUUGUUACAAAGUGCUCAAAGGUUCAUGGGAUCAAAUUGAAAAUAAAGCAAAUCAACCCGGUGGUCUCGAGGUCCUUCGUAAAUCAUUCAAAAUAUGCAAGAACUAUAUUAGUGCAAGUUCUUUAGAAGGUUGGCUUACUACCGCAUACUAUUACACGGCCAUGACAGAUUAUCCCACUCCUUCAAAUUUCAUAAAUCCUUUACCAGCUUAUCCAGUGAAACAGAUGUGUAAGGCAAUCGAUAAUCCAACGACUGGAAAUGAUACUUUCGCGAAGUUAUACGGUGCAGCUAACAUAUACUAUAACCAUAGUGGAACUGCCACGUGCUUUGAUCUAGCCGAUGAUUCUGAUCCUCAUGACCUCGGAGGAUGGCAAUGGCAGGCAUGUACGGAGAUGAUAAUGCCAAUGGGUGGAAACAAUAAAGAGAGCAUAUUACCAGAGUCUUAUUGGAACUACGAUAACCGAGUCACUUCUUGCAAAUUGACCUACGACGUUGUGCCAAGACCUAAUUGGAUUACUACUGAGUUUGGUGGCCAUGAUAUCAAGAGGGUUUUGAAAAGGUUUGGGAGCAACAUUAUCUUCUUUAAUGGCUUAAGGGACCCUUGGAGUGGAGGAGGGGUGCUGGAGAAUAUAUCCAUGAGCAUAGUUGCUAUCGUUGCAAAAGAAGGGGCUCACCACGUGGACCUAAGGUUCUCUACUAAAGAAGACCCAGAAUGGCUUAAAGAUGUGAGAAAACAAGAAGUCAAUAUCAUUGCAAAAUGGAUCGCACAGUAUUACCAAGACUUGGCCCAUCUCUCGUCCUAGAGUUCAAGAUCAGAUUCUUUUUCGAAUAAUUGAAGGUCUUAGCUUAAGAAGCUAAUGUCUAAGCUUUUUUAUUUUUCUUGGAUGAAAGGGAAAAUUGUUUCUAUUACAUGAUUCCAUACAUGGUUAGGCUAGCCAUACACCACUGUGUUACUUUAAUUAAUAAAUACUUAUAUUAAAUAAUAAUGAAGGAUCUUAUUGAACAA